GACUGUUAACACGCGAAGAAAGCUUAAGGAUCUCUUUCCAAUCUGAUGGCUGUGAGCCGAUUCGCUUCCUUCAAUUUCCCAUUCUCCCUCAACACGCGGCAGUUGCCGGCUCUCUCAAACCCUACCUUAUCUUUCCCAUUUCAAACCUCCAGGUUGCCCAAGUUUACCAACCUGCUACUUCUGCGUCGAAAGCAUCUGAUUAUACCCUUUUGUGCGUUUCACUCAUUGUCUAUGGAAACUCCUCCCCAAGGCUAUAGAAGAAAUGUGGGCAUUUGUCUCAUCAAUCCCUCUAAGAAGAUUUUUGCCGCUUCGAGGCUCGAUAGACCAUCUUCGUGGCAAAUGCCGCAGGGUGGUAUUGAUGAGGGUGAAGACCCAAGAGAUGCUGCAAUCAGAGAAUUAAGAGAAGAAACUGGAGUUAAUUCAGCUGAGCUUCUAGCUGAGGUGCCAUAUUGGCUGAAAUAUGACUUCCCACCCAAAGUGAGGGAAGAUCUUAAUCGUCGGUGGGGAUCAGACUGGAAUGGUCAAGCACAAAAAUGGUUUCUUCUUAAGCUCACUGGAAAGGAGGACGAAAUCAAUCUUUUGGGUGAUGGGACAGAAAAGGCUGAGUUUGGCGAGUGGACGUGGAUGUCACCGGAAAGAGUAAUUGAGCUUGCGGUGGAUUUCAAGAAGCCUGUUUACAAGGAAGUUUUGAAGUUCUUCAGCCCCCAUCUUCAAGAUUGAAGCAUUGACUGCUUGAAUUUCUCUUUGUAUCUGUGUUGGUAUUUGAGAAGUAAGCUCAAUGACGAAAGGGAAAAUGGUGUGGUUCCUAAUCACACAUGUAGUCGUUCUGCAAGUGCUUCCUUCAAUAUGAACCAUUGUUAAAGCAUUAUUUCUCUUUGGCUAUCUUGUGAACACCCAAAAAUAUUAGAGCUUUUGGUCAAUUUGUCAUGUACAUUGUACAUGAAAAAGUGCCUUGUACCUGAAAUUGUAUGAGUAAACGAUACUGAUUAAAUAAAAAUAUUAUAUAUAUAUAUAUAUAUAUAUAUAUAUUAAUUUU
This is a messenger RNA of Malania oleifera, 1036 nucleotides long. RefSeq names its product nudix hydrolase 26, chloroplastic. NCBI's taxonomy places the organism in Eukaryota, Viridiplantae, Streptophyta, Magnoliopsida, Santalales, Ximeniaceae. The transcript has 6 exons. The record is from RefSeq and is a predicted model, not a curated record. The coding region runs from base 46 to 720 and encodes 224 amino acids. Gene Ontology annotation, molecular function: bis(5'-adenosyl)-pentaphosphatase activity; guanosine-3',5'-bis(diphosphate) 3'-diphosphatase activity. Gene Ontology annotation, cellular component: chloroplast. Gene Ontology annotation, biological process: nucleoside phosphate metabolic process; ribose phosphate metabolic process.